Bipolaris oryzae ATCC 44560 is the source of this 4095-nucleotide messenger RNA. RefSeq lists its product as uncharacterized. Gene Ontology annotation, molecular function: protein binding; structural constituent of nuclear pore. NCBI's taxonomy places the organism in Eukaryota, Fungi, Ascomycota, Dothideomycetes, Pleosporales, Pleosporaceae. Gene Ontology annotation, biological process: transcription-dependent tethering of RNA polymerase II gene DNA at nuclear periphery; poly(A)+ mRNA export from nucleus; protein import into nucleus. The transcript has 4 exons. The coding region runs from base 1 to 4095 and encodes 1364 amino acids. The record is from RefSeq and is a predicted model, not a curated record. Gene Ontology annotation, cellular component: nuclear pore outer ring.
AUGUUUUCGCCAGAGGCUUCGAUCCAGAGCGCGCGCAGCUCCCUGCGCAAUCCCCGACGCCGCCAGCGCAAGGACUCGGACGGCCCCCAGCAGCAACGGAGCCGGAAGCGCAGUAAGCUCAACGAUGAGGCCUUCAAGGACCCAGCCGGCGCGCACAUGAACGGAAAUGGGAGCGUUCAGAUUAAUGGUCAUGCAGUUCAGAGCGUCGAGAAUUCCGUCGUUCUGGUUGACAUGCCCGUUCGCGAGAAGAAGACAGCACCGAAGCAGCGCGCGCCCAAAGAAGAGACUGGCUCAUAUCUUACAAAAAACGCAAACUACAGCGUAAAGAAACUCCCCGGCUUUCCGUCAGCGCUUCUCCGCCCUUCGACCCCCAUAUACGCAACCGCCCUCCCCUCGGCUGGUCUCGCGCUCGCCCUGACUUCGGAUCGAGCCCUCGUCUGGGACUAUAGCGUCCCGAACGGCCCUACAAAGGUCGUCUCCUUAAAUCUGGGCUUUGGUCUAAGACCAUCCGAGCCUCUGCCACUAGGUGCCAUCGUACGCAACGGCCCCACAAACGACUUCGGCGUCGUCGCACUCGCGCCUUCGACAGGCAAAAUCAGUUUCUGGGAGAGCAUCGACAGCGCCGAUACCCGAAGCCUCUAUCCCCAGCGCCAACAAGGAGUGGAGGGCUUCGUCAAGCUAUACUCCGGAGAAACCAUAACUGAUUUGGUAGACGUCGAGCAUGCGGGCUAUGUCCUGGUCUUCAGCAGCGGCAGGUUGGCUCAACUUACCCUGCGCGACUCGCAAGGCAGACCCAAUGUUGUAACCACCGUUUUAAGCGCACCGAACAGUUCGGGUGGUAGCUUCUUCAGUCUCAAGGGCCUGUUGGGAGGAUCGAUUCGCAAAACCAUUGCCUCAGUCAAGGCCCGCACUUCGCAGUCAAAGGGCCAUAUGGAUGUCAUAUCCGCAACAAAGAAUGGUCUCUUUCAGCUUUGGGAUUUGAGCUGGUCAGGACAACAUAGCCAUCAUCGGGAUGUGGAUGUACACGAUGCAAUUCUUUCGGCGCUCCAGGUUGACACUGUGCCGGAGAUACGCAGUCAGCAGGAUGUGCAUGUGUUGGACUUUGCGAUUGUCGAACAACAGCAGAGACAUGACGUUGUUGAGCUUCUCGUGUUGGUGGCCUUGUCUGGUCGAGAUUCCAUGGAUUAUUCUCUCCUUGAAUUGGUCUUAUCAGGAGCCGGAGGCACAGUCAACAGGGUGAUUCCGCUUCGCAAUUUUCACCAACCCCAGCUACCAAAGGAGCCUACCGGAGCCCUGUUGGUCCCGCAACCCGGACAUACCGCAUAUGUGCAGUUCCCAGGCGCCGUGUGUGUGACUGCCCUCACCCGACCCGAAGAAAGCCCCGAAGCACAACUACUUGCAGAUGCCGGGCGACCCAGCUUGCCUUUCCAGGACACAAUAUACUUCCGUCCAGAUGUAACGAUAUCUGGAAAUGCCCUGGAGAUAGCGCUACGAAAGGACAGGCGAGCGACCGCACUUAUCUUUGUCCAACAAUUCGGACUUUUGCAGAUUAGUGCGCUAUCGCCAACUACGGACGAACAGGACAAUGAGCGAGCCAAGGUCACAGCACUCAGCAAGCUUGAGCAAGCGACAUUUUUCAGCACCAUCCCUGGCAACAUUAUUGAUUUCUCAGUCAAGUCACGGUUUUCAUUUCCAGAGGAAGAGACUGCAGAGGCGGCGCGUGCCAUUAGCGCUGGUAUUUUGAGCUCAUCCUACGACUACCUGGAGAAGACCACCUCAAAUAUGGACGAACAAUUCCAGCAACGUACUAGCGCCCUGCAAACUUUGAUCUCGCAACUGCAAAGCAAUUACCCACCACUAUCUUUUGAUACAAAGUGGCGGCUGCUUUGGCAUGCGGAAAAGCUAACGGCUGCACAUAAGCUGUGGAACUGGUACCAGGACAAACUGCAGGAUCAGCAAGCUCAUCCAGACGCGUAUCCGGAAAAGAUUCUAAUGAGCGAUAUCAUCAGAGCCCUGAAUGAGCGCUACAAGACACCCAUCGACCCUGAACUUGGCGAGACCGAUACUAUCCGACAAUUCUUCCUCAAGGAUGUCGACUCCCUAGGUGUGUUGAUUCCUUGGGGCUGGUUCUACCUGCGAACCUUUUAUAUGAAAGAGGGCGCAAAGGAACAGGGGUCAAUUAUGCAGAGGCUCAGUGAAGGCACUGAUGUCAUGCUUGUGGCUUUGGAGGCUGCCUUUGAAUUUCGGCAAGCCAAUGUGGAAUUGUAUGGGCUCGAUGGCGAUUGUCUCGACGACGGGAUUCUCAGACCAGAAGAAGGCUACGACCUGCUUCCCCAGUUCUGGACAUCGUCUCACAACAUUGUCAGCUCAAUUCGCAGCCUCAUUGAUGUUGGCCGGAAUCUCGCAGUGGAAAACUAUGAAGAAGGCUACCAGGAGAUUCUUGCGCAAAAGAUUGGCAAAGACAAUCCUCGUCUGGUGAAGCUGGGUUGCCAAACGCAUAUCGAGCGCUUCCAAUGGGCUCUUGCGCAGAGUGAUGAGAAGACGCGAGCAAUGGGCCGCAGUCUCAAGGAUGAAUGGAACAACAAUGUCCGACCAUCGCACAUUAUGGGCCUGAUGGAGAUUGGGCUCGCAACCGAAGGAAUGAAGCUGGCUGAACAGUACCGGGACAUGCCUACGCUAGUGAGCCUCAUCUGGGAAGAGACGAACUGGCUCGAAUCAGAAAAGGCGAGCACACGCAGCAAGAUGGAGCAGGCGGAAAGCACCGUCAAGCUCAACCGGAUCAAGGAGCGUAUCGCACGCUACUUUGCCAUCUACGGCGACGAGUGGGCUGGAGCCUUCUACAACAAGUACAUUACCGAGAACCAAGCGGGCCAGCUGUUCAUGAAGGACUACCUCAACCAACCAGCGCUUACCAAAUUUCUGCGCUCUGAACCUUCACGUGUGCGGCUCGCGUGGAUCAAUGAUGUGUGCGGCGAGAAGGAUUACGAGGCAGCCGCCGAGGCACUGUACGAGGCUGGAUCGAAGCAGGAGACCAACUCGUGGUGUCAGCGUGUGGAGCUCUCCAUGGCCAAGCUCGCUCUGUUGUGCAAGAAAGAAGUGAAAGAGGGCGACGAACAGCAACCACUGUUUGAUGGGCGCAGGGAGAAGCCAAAGGCUCUGAAGAUGCGCGAAGCCAUGUUUCAGAGCAUCGAACAGCAGUUGGAGUACACCAAGAUCCAAGAGGAGGUCUACGAGCGACUGCUCCCCGUUAUCACGGGUGCUCUGGACGAGGACUCUGCCGUCGAACUGUUGAUGAAUGAGUUUGGUCAAGGCCGUCUCAAGGACCGACCAGCGCAUCAGGCGAUUCUCAAGGAAGGCUUUGAGAAUCUUGUGCAGCACAAGGUGAUUGAUGCGGCUCUCAUGAUUGACAUUCUUACGUUGAUGAAUGCGGAUGACAGCGAGGAUGCCACAACUCUGCUGGGAGGAGACGAGUUUGUCUACGCCUUUAGGGUUCUGGUUGUGAGCUGGCAAAACAUUCACCGAACGACACGCGAAGGCCUAUUGAAGCUGGUGUGGAAGCGACUGGCUAUCAAAGAUGAUUGGGCUACGAUUAACAACACGAGGGACAUUACGGACGCUAGGAUCACCGAUGUGCUCCGGGAUACUGCAGUAUCAUGGACAUUCCGGGCCUUGUUCAGGAUGUGUGCCGAGAACCCGUUUGCUCGGAUUGUAUGGCCUAAGAGCCUGCGGGAUCUUCUUGGAGCCGGGGGUACGCAUGGCGAGCUUUGUGUGCGCUUUGCAGCUGAGGAUCUCCGCGAGCCCAUUAUCAGGGACAACCUGCUUGACGACGAUAUUCUACAAGAGCACUUGGAAAAGAACAGGCUUAGUGACUGGUUCAAGGAAGCAUGGAAGGCAGGCAGGGCAAUGUAUGACGAGGAGCUAGUGCUCGAGGGCAAAGCGCAAGCGGCACCUGCCGAGCCCGAGACGACAGUCAAUGGAGCAGGAGCAGAGGCAGAGAUUGAAGCAGAAGCAGAGGCAGCGGGGUCGGACACAUUUGAUGGAGACGAUGAGAGCGCGUUGGAGCAGGAACGCGAUGUUGAGAUGUUGGAGUCGUGA